UAGUGCCCUGGGAGCGUGCAGUGACCAAAAACAUCAUGACAGACUAUGAGGCUGCAACCGCCUUCCUCGGAGAAUGGGGAUGUUUCCAGCAGCAGGUGUUUUUCCUCCUCUGUCUGAGCAUCAUCCCAAACGGCUUCACCGGUAUGUCCAUCGUGUUCGUCGCCGACACGCCGCCCCACCGCUGCCUGAUUCCCGCGCACGUCAACCUGUCCGCUGCAUGGAGGAACAGCAGCAUCCCGCUGGAGGAGGAGAGCAGCAGCGGCGCGCUGGUGCCCAGCAAGUGCUCCAGAUACCGCCUGACAGAUAUGCUGAGUUUCUCCGACAGAGGCUUGUUGCCAGGCGGUGAUGUGAACCUCUCUAACGUGCCAAGAGAAAGCUGCUUGGAUGGAUGGGAGUACGACCACAGCGUGUAUAUUUCUACCAUCAUUUCUGAGUGGGACCUGGUUUGUGAUGACAGAUGGAAGAGCCCACUGACCUCUUCCCUCUUCUUCUGUGGUGUUCUCACUGGCUCAUUCAUUUCAGGACAGUUCUCUGACAGGUAUGGGAGAAAAAUGGUGUUGUUUGUUACCAUGGCAGUCCAGACAGUGUUCACAUUCAUCCAGGUCUUCUCUCCAUCCUGGACCAUGUUUUGUGCCAUAUUCUUUGUGGUCGGGAUGGGACAAAUCUCCAAUUAUGUGGCUGCGUUUGUGCUAGGUACAGAGAUAUUGGGCCCACGUGUUCGGACAAUUUUCUCCACUGCGGGUGUGUGUCUUUUCUUUGCGGCGGGCUACACGCUGCUGCCGCUGUUUGCUUAUUUUAUAAGAGACUGGAGGAUGCUUCUCCUAGGCCUCACCCUGCCUGGCUUCCUCUAUGUGCCUCUCUGGUGGUACAUCCCAGAGUCUCCGAGGUGGCUGCUCUCUCAGGGAAGAGUAGAAGAGGCUGAGGCCGUAGUGAGAGAUGCUGCUAAAAGGAACAAAAUCGAGCCUCCACCGGUCAUUUUUGGUCCGUUGCAGAUUGAACUUCAAUGUGAGAAGAGGAAGGCCCACAACAUCUGUGACCUGCUCCGUUCCCGAAACAUCCGCUGGAUCUCUGUCACGCUGUGGCUGGUCUGGAACACCUUGACCAUUGCUUAUUUUGCCCUUUCCCUGAACACGGCAAACCUGCAUGGCAACGCGUACUUCAACUGUUUCCUGUCGGCUGUGGUAGAGGUGCCUGCCUACAUUUUGUCAUGGGUUAUGUUUCGCUGGUGUUCCAGACGACUGAGUCUUUUCUCAACCCUCUUCAUGGGAGGACUGUUUCUACUCUUGAUACAGCUAAUACCAGCAAACCUGAUUUCUCUCGCCAUCACGCUCGAGAUGAUGGGGAAGUUUGCAGUGACGACAGCGUUUGCUAUCGUGUACGCAUACACAGCAGAGCUCUACCCUACUGUAGUGAGGAAUACAGCUGUGGGCACCUGCUCUAUGGCCUCCAGAAUAGGCAGCAUCAUUGCUCCAUACUUCGUUUAUUUAAGAAGCUAUUCUGUUUCACUGCCUUACAUCCUCAUGGGAAGCAUUACAGCUCUGUCAGGGUUGCUGAGUCUCCUGCUGCCUGAGAGCUAUGGAAUGCCUCUGCCUGACACCAUCAGUCACAUGCAGCACUUCCCUGGAUGUUGUCAGAAGACUCCUUACAAUCUUACACAAACUGAAGAAAAGGAAAAUUCUGCUGAAAGGAAAGUCUCCAGUUCUUUAAACAAGGAGCAGAACUGAUAUCCAAAAAAAUGGACAAACAUCUUAGACACUUGUUGGAAAUAACUGUCACUGUUAUUGUCACUGGGUUUUUGAGAGUGUGUGACUUC
Plectropomus leopardus (leopard coralgrouper) is the source of this 1813-nucleotide messenger RNA. It is a transcript of the gene slc22a21, whose product is annotated as solute carrier family 22 member 21. Gene Ontology annotation, molecular function: transmembrane transporter activity. The record is from RefSeq and is a predicted model, not a curated record. Gene Ontology annotation, biological process: transmembrane transport. NCBI's taxonomy places the organism in Eukaryota, Metazoa, Chordata, Actinopteri, Perciformes, Serranidae. Gene Ontology annotation, cellular component: membrane.